CUACGGCUCUUACCUCAUAGCACAGCAUCGGCUUUUUUAACCCCGAGAAAGAGAGAUGGGUCAACCUCAAAGUCGGCGGCGCACGGGCCAAGACGGCCCCCAACCCAGGUAUGCAGGGUCAUGCGAUUUAUCAAUUGCAUAUCAACACCGCGCGUCAUUGUCACGAUAAUCUCGAGGCCUCUACUCCUGCCUAUCUGGGGUCUGCGCAGGAUCGCAGGAUGUGGGCGUCUCGGUUCAACAUAGUGCUAAGAGCCACCAGGAGAGCGACUGCGAUUGCACCCUGUCGGCCGCAUCGCAGGUUUUUGUCUGACGGUAGGUCCCCUUUGCUAGCCUCGCGGCGGCUAACGGCGACACCGGACGAGACCGAGAUCGAUGGCAAGGCGUACAAGACCGACUCGUGGUUCAACGUGCCCACCAACAUUAUAGAAAAGGUUCCGCGCCGGCUGCAUUUGCAAAAGGACCACCCUGUAUACAUCACUCGGCAGAUCAUCGAAUCUGUCUUUCCCGCGCCCACCUACAAAUACCACAAUGACUUCAACCCCGUCGUCACUGCGCAUCAAAACUUCGAUUCACUAGGAUUUCCGAAAGACCAUCCCGGCCGCGCCAAGUCAGAUACAUACUACGUCAAUCACGAUACGUUACUGCGAACACACACGAGCGCACACCAAGCCGAUACCUUUCGCGCCAACCUGAGCGAUGGUUAUCUAAUAAGCGCCGACGUAUAUCGGCGCGAUGAAAUCGACCGCAGCCAUUAUCCUAUAUUCCACCAGAUGGAAGGAGCCCAUUCCUGGGACCGCACAAAAGUGCCGAACGGCGAUGUCGCCGCCGCCGUAUGGUCGGACAUAGAAAAACUACCGAAGCACAGCGUCGAAGUUCAGGACCCCAACCCGCCGUUCCACCACGAGCGGAACCCUCUGCAAGCGGACCACCACUCUGCGGCUGAGGCGGAAGCUAUUGCAGCCCAUCUGAAGCGGUCCCUAGAACUCAUGGUGGUCGAGAUAUUCACGAGAGCCAAGGCAGCCGCUAAAAGGGCUGACCCUGAUUACGUUGAUGAGCCGCUCCAGGUGCGAUGGGUGGAGGCGUACUUCCCCUUCACCAGCCCCUCUUGGGAGCUCGAAGUGUAUUAUGAUGGUGAUUGGCUCGAGUGCGUGGGCUGUGGCGUGGUGAAGCAAGACCUGUAUAUCAACGCAGGUGUGCCGAACCAGCUCGGGUGGGCCUUCGGCAUCGGUCUCGACCGCAUCGCGAUGCUAUUGUUCAAAAUACCGGACAUCCGACUCUUUUGGUCGAAAGACAAACGGUUCCUCAAGCAAUUCAAGGGCGUUUCGGACAACUUGGACUCUCUAAAACGGUUCGCCCCUUUCUCUAAGUACCCAGGGUGCUACAAGGAUGUAUCGUUCUGGCUGAAGUCAACGUCUUCGGCAGGUGGUAACACAAAGGCGAAUGUGCACGACUUCCACGAGAACGAUGUGAUGGAGAUUGUGCGGAGCGUGGGCGGUGACGUCGUCGAGGAUGUCAAGCUGUUUGACGAAUUCACGCACCCGAAGACCGGGCGCAAGAGCAUGUGCUAUCGCAUCAAUUACCGCAGUCUUGAGCGCACCUUCACCAAUAAGGAGGUCAACGACAUUCAUAACAAGGUCGAAAAGAAAUUAGUACGAAAUCUUAGGGUUGAGAUACGGUAGCAUGUAGGGUGUAGUAUCCCUAAGAUAGGACAUCGGACCUACAAACAUGGUCGUCAGUUUCGCCAGGAUAUAAAACAAUCCUAUGGACGGACAGGAGACACCGAGUUAUGUGUCAUGACGAUCAGUUGUUCAUUCGAUGGCCUGCCAUUCUAUCCUACGAUCACAUCGAAAAGGUCUGUACGAUAUGUAGUAGCGUCGUCCGCACGACGAUUGUAUUAGCAUCAAUGUAAAUAUAGAUGAUCGUCUCCCGCCUACAGUCAGAUACACAUGUACAAAAUAAUAGAACACACCUUGAACAAUUUUGUU
This is a messenger RNA of Xylaria bambusicola, 1985 nucleotides long. RefSeq names its product phenylalanyl-tRNA synthetase mitochondrial precursor. Bases 111 to 1679 code for a protein of 522 amino acids. The record is from RefSeq and is a predicted model, not a curated record. NCBI's taxonomy places the organism in Eukaryota, Fungi, Ascomycota, Sordariomycetes, Xylariales, Xylariaceae. Gene Ontology annotation, molecular function: phenylalanine-tRNA ligase activity; ATP binding; tRNA binding. The transcript has a single exon. Gene Ontology annotation, biological process: phenylalanyl-tRNA aminoacylation. Gene Ontology annotation, cellular component: mitochondrion; cytoplasm.